CGAUUGAAAGAGAAUGCUCGUUACAUUGAUAUUGAUUCCACUGGUUGUUUAUUUGGUGAUUAACACCGGUUUAUAGUAUUUAUGGCGCAUCAUUAUUCCCGUGGAGAGUGGCAAAUCAGCUAAGCGGUGGGCGGGGCGGGGUGCGCGCGCGCCGCGUCUCGCACGGGAUCGCUCUAUCCUUGUUAUUAUGUAUUUUAUUCUGUUUUAACUCUCACUCCAGACGAACGUCUCGCGUCCGAUCCUUACCGUAUUAUUACCGGUGUGGUGCAAAAUCAAACCCAGUUAUGUCAAUAUGAUCAUUAAUAAAAAGUUGUUUAGCUAUCAGCCGAUCGAUGUCGGUUUAGUGAACGAGUGAUCUAAUAGUAUCAUAUUUAUUAAUACAAUUAAUUUUUUAUACCUUUUAGCAAUUAUGUAUAUUAUCAAAUCAUUGAUUAUGUUCCAGUUCAUUAUUGUUACGUUUUUAUUAUACGUUACUGAUGCAGUGCCCAACGUUAAGAGUAACAACGAGCACUGUACCGGGCGUGCCGCGUCGUGCGACGCGAACGCCGGCCCGCGUCGUGCAGUGUGCGGGACGGACGGUCGCACGUACCAGACGCGCUGCCACCUCCUCAGGGCCCAGUGCUCGGGUGAACCCGUGGCGCUAGCCAGAAAAGGACCAUGCGCUGAGGGCCAAUCAUCCUGCCUGAUUGCGUUGCGCUAUGCCCUGAACGGGCAGGGCGGGCGCCGAGCCAACUUCGUGCCGCGAUGCCGCGCAGACGGGACCUACGUCGCCGUGCAGUGCGCGGCCGCGGGCGCCGGCGCCGCCGCGGGCUGCUGGUGCGUCACGCCCGACGGCAAGCCGCUUCAGGACACCGCCGUCAGGAAUGGGAGACCAGACUGUACCAAAACCGGUAAAUCGCACACCAGACGUCGGUCAUCGGUCCGAGGUCAACGGAAUAAAAGAAGUUGUUCCCGCUCGGACCGGGUGUUAUUCAACGCGAAUCUUAUAAAGAUAUUCAGCGUAGAGUAUGAGCGCGCAAGGUCGGGCUCGGGCUCGAUGGAGCCCCGCUCCGUGGCUGACUGGAAAUUCGGGGAGCUCGACCGCGACAGGAGCGGGGCCUUGCAGAAGCCCGAGUACAGGGGGCUGAGGAGGCUCAUCAAAAAAUUGGUGAAGCCGAAGCGCUGCGCGCGCGCCUGGGCUCGCGGCUGCGACGCCGACGGCGACGGCGAGAUCGCGGCCGCGGAGUGGGCCGCCUGCCUGCUCGACAACCCGGAGCCGCCCACACCGGAUUUUUCUCUCCGUUUCUUCAUGUUGUUGAACGCAGACGAGGAUAACGGACCGGAACCGGAACUCGACUAUGGGGAGGAGGAGCCACCGCCGGACCCGAGCGCAGUGUUGCCGGGCAACAUCAGGCACUCGUUCGCGCCCGACGGCUCCGAGUCGGAGGCCCACCGAGAAGACGAGGCCAACGACUGCCUCACGGACCGACAGGCCGUUCUGGACGAACAGAAAGCGGGCGCGGCGGCCCUUUACGUGCCCGAGUGUACGGGGGACGGCCGCUACGCGCGCGCACAGUGCUACCGCUCCACCGGGUACUGCUGGUGCGUGCACCAGGACACCGGCAAGCCCAUCCCGGGCUCCUCCGUCAAGGACCUGCGCCCGGACUGCGACGCCGCGCCGCACCACGCUAGCCCCAUGAGAGGCUGUCCUGAACCAAUGAAGUCAAACUUCCUGCGAGACUUGAUGAGAUUUUUAAUUACAAAAAUGGCGGCAACCACGAAUGGAACAGGGCCCGGGGAAAUCGUAAAAUGGGGGGCGUCAAAAGAAGAGCAAGCAGCCACAUGGACAUACGUGAUGCUAGACAAGGACAAAAACAAAGCCCUGGAACGACGGGAGUGGAAGUCGUUCCACCAGUUGAUCGCCAACAUGGAGCCGCUGCGGAGGUGCGGGCGCAAGCUGCCCCGCUACUGCGACAUCAACCACGACUCCAAGAUUACUAUAACGGAGUGGAUGGCCUGCUUGGAGGUCACGCAACUCCCACUGAGCCAAACAACGGAGCCAGCUAAAGUUUCAAAUCCUAGAAGAAAAGGACCAAACCCACUUGAGUCAAUCCUGAAAGCAGAUGAUUAAUAUUUAGAAAACAGCUAUGGAUUUUACAAUAUAUGUUGCUAGCGUUGCUUGUGUUUAUAAACAAACUGUCACUAAAAGUAAUAAUCGAAAUGUACAGUCACAUAUUUCGCAGCUUGUUUUUUGACAAUAUUGAGAUAGGUAAUCUAGUUUUGCCGUUA
Messenger RNA from Cydia amplana, 2268 nucleotides. It is a transcript of the gene magu, whose product is annotated as SPARC-related modular calcium-binding protein 1. The transcript is spliced from 12 exons. Lineage: Eukaryota; Metazoa; Arthropoda; Insecta; Lepidoptera; Tortricidae. The coding region runs from base 410 to 2110 and encodes 566 amino acids. Gene Ontology annotation, molecular function: calcium ion binding; protein binding. Gene Ontology annotation, biological process: cell-matrix adhesion. The record is from RefSeq and is a predicted model, not a curated record. Gene Ontology annotation, cellular component: basement membrane.